This is a messenger RNA of Lynx canadensis (Canada lynx), 2429 nucleotides long. RefSeq names its product cartilage oligomeric matrix protein (gene COMP). Bases 1 to 2271 code for a protein of 756 amino acids. The transcript has 19 exons. Lineage: Eukaryota; Metazoa; Chordata; Mammalia; Carnivora; Felidae. Gene Ontology annotation, molecular function: calcium ion binding. The record is from RefSeq and is a predicted model, not a curated record. Gene Ontology annotation, cellular component: extracellular region. Gene Ontology annotation, biological process: cell adhesion.
AUGGUUCCUGCCGCCGCCUGCGUUCUCCUGCUCACCCUGGCAGCCCUCCGUGCGUCGGGCCAGGGCCAGAUACAGAUAGGUGCAGAUCUGGGCCCGCAGAUGCUUCGGGAACUUCAGGAAACCAACGCGGCUCUGCAGGAUGUGCGGGAGCUGUUGCGGCAGCAGGUCAAGGAGAUCACGUUUCUGAAAAACACAGUGAUGGAGUGUGACGCGUGCGGGAUGCAGCCAGCGCGCACCCCAGGCCUGAGCGUGCGGCCCCUCUCCCAGUGCGCGCCCGGCUUCUGCUACCCAGGCGUGGUUUGCACUCAGACGGCAAGCGGCGCGCGCUGUGGACCUUGCCCCGCGGGCUUCACUGGCAAUGGCUCGCACUGUGUCGACGUCAACGAGUGCAACGCCCAUCCCUGCUUCCCGCGCGUCCGCUGCAUCAACACUAGCCCCGGCUUCCGCUGCGAGGCUUGCCCGCCCGGGUUCAGCGGCCCCGCCCACGAGGGCGUGGGGCUGGCCUUCGCCAAAGCCAACAAGCAGGUUUGCACGGACAUUAACGAGUGUGAGACCGGACAGCAUAACUGCGUCCCCAACUCCGUGUGCGUCAAUACCCGGGGCUCCUUCCAGUGCGGCCCUUGCCAGCCCGGCUUCGUGGGCGACCAGGCAUCUGGCUGCCAUCGGCGCUCACAGCGCUUCUGCCCCGACGGCACGCCCAGCCCGUGCCACGAGAAGGCCGACUGCAUCCUGGAACGCGAUGGCUCGAGGUCGUGCGUGUGCGCCGUUGGCUGGGCCGGCAACGGCCUCGUCUGCGGCCGAGACACGGAUUUGGACGGCUUCCCCGACGAGAAGCUGCGCUGCCCGGAACGCCAGUGCCGCAAGGACAACUGCGUGACGGUGCCCAACUCAGGGCAAGAGGACGUGGAUCGCGACGGCAUCGGAGACGCCUGCGACCCGGAUGCCGACGGGGACGGGGUCCUCAAUGAGCAGGACAACUGUAAACUGGUGCGGAACCCAGACCAGCGCAAUGCGGACGGCGAUAAGUGGGGUGAUGCGUGCGACAACUGCCGGUCCCAGAAGAACGAUGACCAAAAGGACACAGAUCAGGACGGCAAAGGCGACGCCUGCGACGACGACAUCGACGGCGACCGGAUCCGAAAUACGGUGGACAACUGCCCAAGGGUGCCGAACUCAGACCAGAAGGACAGCGAUGGUGAUGGUGUAGGGGAUGCCUGUGACAACUGCCCCCAGAAGAGCAACGCAGACCAGAGUGAUGUGGACCACGACUUUGUGGGAGACGCUUGCGACAGCGACCAAGACCAGGAUGGGGAUGGGCACCAGGACUCAAGGGACAACUGCCCUACAGUACCAAAUAGUGCCCAGCAGGAUUCAGAUCACGAUGGCCAGGGUGACGCCUGCGACGAGGAUGAUGACAACGACGGGGUCCCUGACAGUCGGGACAACUGCCGCCUGGUGCCCAACCCAAAUCAGGAAGAUGUAGACCGGGACGGAGUGGGCGACGUGUGCCAGGGCGACUUCGACGCGGACAAAGUGGUGGACAAGAUCGAUGUGUGUCCGGAGAACGCCGAGGUCACCCUCACUGACUUCCGGGCCUUCCAGACGGUCGUGCUGGACCCCGAAGGCGACGCUCAGAUAGAUCCCAACUGGGUGGUGCUCAACCAGGGUAUGGAGAUCGUGCAGACGAUGAACAGCGACCCUGGCCUGGCUGUGGGUUACACGGCCUUCAAUGGCGUGGACUUUGAAGGCACGUUCCACGUGAACACGGCCACGGAUGACGACUACGCAGGCUUCAUCUUUGGCUACCAGGACAGCUCCAGCUUUUAUGUGGUUAUGUGGAAGCAGAUGGAACAGACAUACUGGCAGGCGAAUCCUUUCCGUGCAGUGGCUGAACCCGGCAUUCAGCUCAAGGCUGUGAAGUCCUCCACAGGCCCCGGGGAGCAGCUGCGGAAUGCACUCUGGCACACGGGGGACACAGCGUCGCAGGUGCGGCUGCUGUGGAAGGACCCCCGCAACGUGGGUUGGAAGGACAAGACGUCCUACCGCUGGUUCCUGCAGCACCGGCCUCAAGUGGGCUACAUCAGAGUGCGGUUCUACGAGGGCCCUGAGCUGGUGGCUGACAGCAACGUGGUCCUGGACACGACCAUGAGGGGUGGCCGCCUGGGGGUCUUUUGCUUCUCCCAAGAGAACAUCAUCUGGGCCAAUCUGCGUUACCGCUGCAAUGACACCAUCCCUGAGGACUACGAGACUCAGAGGCUGCUGCAGGCCUAGGGAUGGGCGUGGGGACCCACUGCUGGAAGAAGGUCACCCCCAGGGCUGCCCUCAGCACGCCAAGCAGGGAGCUCAGUGCCCGGCUCCGAGGGGUGGCUGGACUGGGGGAGGGAAGGCUGAGGGGCUCAGAGAGGACAAAAUAAAGUGUGUGCGGUGGA